GAUCAAUGAGUGUUGAUCAGAUUUUUGAUUUAGGAACUCGUCAUCAUUGACACCGAAUUUUCAUCUUUUAUUUUAGUUUACUAAUAAAAAAUGUCUAAGGUAACAUUCAAGAUUACCCUUACAUCUGACCCUAAGCUGCCUUUCAAAGUAUUAAGUGUACCCGAAGCAACGCCAUUCACUCAUGUUUUAAAAUUUGCAGCUGAAGAGUUUAAGGUUGCUCCUGCAACUAGUGCGAUUAUAACAAAUGAUGGAAUUGGCAUCAACCCAUCACAAAGUGCAGGAAAUGUUUUUCUCAAACAUGGCUCAGAACUAAGACUAAUUCCAAGAGAUAGAGUCGGCAAUAUAUAAAUAAACCAACUAGUUGUCUGUACAAGAACGUAACUUGGAUAUGGUAUUUUAAUAUGGAAGAAUAUUUAAUGUGCUCAUUUACAUGCAAUUAGUCUGUAGAUGAAUAUGGUCUAAAUAGGAAAGAUGUUAUAUAAAUACAAUUAAUAUUUUAUAAUACAGAGCAAGGUACUACAAUCAAAAUCUUAAAAUGUUAGGUAGCGAAAUUGAGACUUGUGGAAUGAAAGAAAAGUUUGUCCAUGUUUAUAAGUAUUCUCAGCAAUUUGAUUGGUCAAUCUGUCACUGGAAAUUUUUUCAAAAUCCAUAUUAUGGAUGUAGUAUAUAUUCUAGUUAUUCGAGUUAGGAUAUAUUCUAGUUAGGAGUAGUACGGAAUUUAUAAUAUCCAUACUAAUCGCCAUUUCCAUGGGUAUAGCAAAUUUCCAUAGCAUAGAUUUUGAAAAAAAUUUCCAGUGCAUGUGUUACUAGAGUCUAUGGAUACGCAGAUGAUGUCACAAUGUCAAUAAAUUAAAAAAAAAACAUUGAAAUUG
Molecule: messenger RNA, 872 nt
Organism: Dendronephthya gigantea
Lineage: Eukaryota; Metazoa; Cnidaria; Anthozoa; Malacalcyonacea; Nephtheidae
Product: ubiquitin-fold modifier 1
Exons: 6
Coding region: 91-348 (85 amino acids)
Biological process (GO): protein K69-linked ufmylation
Cellular component (GO): nucleus; cytoplasm
Source: RefSeq, a predicted model, not a curated record